Messenger RNA from Somion occarium, 1270 nucleotides. NCBI's taxonomy places the organism in Eukaryota, Fungi, Basidiomycota, Agaricomycetes, Polyporales, Cerrenaceae. The record is from the annotation of a GenBank genome assembly.
GAGGUUGGGAAGUUGCGAGAGAGAUUCUCGUAGCAUCGCCAGCAUCCUGAGGACAUGUCAUAUUCCGAGUGACAUCACGAAUACCGCGGCAUUGUUGAUUCUGCCCCUGUUUCUGUUAUUCCGGCUUGUUGGAGUUGAAUGUAAACAAGAAUCCAUGGUUUCACUCCAUUUUUUUUCAGCUAUCCGUACAGCUCCACACACUCUUCUUAUGCUUUAGUACAUUAUCCAGUGAAGUGGUAUGGAGAGUCCCACAAUCGUCUUACGAGGAGCAACUGGCUACAUUGGUGGCCAGUUUCUUAUUUCACUUGGUCGUGAAUUGCUCCUAUUGCCUGUCACUGCUCUCCUACAGGGCUCGCUCGACGAUGCUGGCUUGAUUCAGGAAUUAGCUGAAAAUGCAGAUAUCGUAGUGAACGCUGCGAGUAGUGACCAUCCCUCUGCAUCUCGAGCAAUUCUUGAAGGUUUGAGCAAACGAUCUACAUACAGGCCUAGCGAUCCACCUUUAUACCUUCAUACAUCUAGGAUGGGAAUCCUCAGCGAUGAAGCACGCGGAGAGUUUGUUGUGGACUGGAUCUCGCUACCUCCAGACAACGCACAUCUGAACGUUGAUAUCCCUAUUGUCGACGCAGGCACGCGCAAGAUCUAUGGUCUUUCCGAAGGUGUUCAGAGGGUCCCACUUGGUGUUCGCAUGCACCUCGGCUUCACGCUGGCCGCUGGGUACGCAGGGACUUGGGGACCUGGACAUAAUGCCAUGAACAAUAUCCACAUCAAGGAUGUCGCCUCGGCCAUGAUCGUCAUGCUCAACGCAGCUCUGGAGCAUAAAGCCGAUGAAGGUGCAGAAGGUCCGUAUUUUAUUGCGAACGAUGCCUCGAACGUGACGUGGAAAGAAUGGCAGGGUGCAGCGGGUGAUUACUUGCUUAGCAAAGGCAUAAACAAGGAACCAGGUACACGACCAUUCACUGACGAGUUCCUCAAGUCGCUUUUCGGUACCGACCGUGUGUUCUAUAUUCUGCUUAUAUUUCUCCAAAUUCUGGGGAGAUACCGUAUCUGGGUUGGCGGACGUUUGGAGACAAACAAUUUGGCAGAUCGAAGCGUAUUGGAAGACUCAGUUGGAAACCAGUGGAGACAUUUCAGCACCCUUGCUUAGGUACGCUCGCCGAAUCCGUGGAUGUCGCUCUGCAAGCAUGAGCGAAGGAAAGGCAAAAGAGGAGGUAUGGUUAUGAUGACAUAUUUAUCGGACCUUUCUGGAUCCCAAUAACAUCCCUUGAGCUAA